AUGGAUACUGGAUUAGAGGACCUCGAGCUGAGAGAGUCACAGAGGGAAUAUCUGGACUUUCUGGAUGAUGAUCAAGACCAGGGCAUUUACCAUGAAAAGGUCAGGAGUAUGGUGUCUGAUGGACAGUGUCGUCUCGUUGUCAACAUUAAUGAUCUAAGAAGAAAAAGUGAAAAAAGAGCUAAAGAAUUGCUGAAGAAUGCUUUCGCUGAGUUGGUGGCGUUUCAGAAAGCCCUGAAGGAUCUCGUGGCUUCAAUAGACGCCACUUACGCUAAGCAGUUUGAAGAGUUUCAUGUUGGUUUUGAGGGCAGUUUUGGGAACAAACACGUGUCUCCUCGUACUCUGAGUGCUCGUUUUCUGGGAAACCUUGUGUGUGUGGAAGGCAUUGUGACCAAGUGUUCUUUGGUGAGGCCUAAGAUUAUGCGUAGUGUCCAUUAUUGUCCAGCUACCAAGAAAACUCUGGAACGAAAAUAUACGGAUCUGACCUCAUUGGACGCCUUUCCUUCUAGUGCCAUCUAUCCAACCAAAGAUGAAGAAAACAAUCCUCUGGAGACAGAGUUUGGUCUUUGCUGCUAUAAAGACCACCAGACUCUGACCAUCCAGGAGAUGCCAGAGAAAGCCCCUGCUGGACAACUGCCACGCUCUGUCGACAUCAUCGCCAACGAUGACCUCGUGGAUCGGGUCAAGCCAGGUGACCGCGUGCAGAUCGUAGGUGUUUACCGCUGCCUGCCCGCAAAACAGGGAGGCUUCACCUCAGGGACCUUCAGAACAAUCUUAUUGGCUAACAAUGUGAAGCUUAUGAGUAAGGAGAUCGUACCCACCUUCUCUGGUGAUGACGUCGCCAAGAUCAAGAAGUUUUGUAAAGCUCAUUCUAAAGAUGUAUUCGAGCAGUUGAGUCGGUCUUUGGCCCCCAGCAUUCAUGGCCAUGAGUACAUAAAGAAGGCCAUUCUGUGUCUGCUGCUGGGAGGCAAUGAGACUAACCUGGAGAAUGGAACACGCAUCAGAGGAGACAUCAACAUUCUGCUCAUAGGUGAUCCUUCAGUAGCAAAGUCUCAGUUGCUGCGGUAUGUUUUGUUCACGGCACCAAGAGCAAUUCCCACCACUGGACGAGGCUCAUCUGGGGUGGGUUUGACAGCGGCGGUCACGACUGAUCAGGAGACGGGUGAGCGCCGUCUGGAGGCAGGAGCAAUGGUGCUUGCUGACAGAGGUGUGGUUUGCAUUGAUGAGUUUGAUAAGAUGUCAGACAUGGACCGAACCGCCAUCCAUGAGGUGAUGGAGCAGGGCAGGGUCACCAUUUCCAAAGCUGGGAUUCAGGCAAGGCUGAACGCUCGCUGCAGUGUGUUAGCUGCUGCAAAUCCAGUGUACGGAAGGUAUGACCAGUAUAAGACCCCCAUGGAGAACAUCGGGCUCCAGGAUUCCUUGCUUUCCAGAUUUGAUUUGCUCUUCAUAGUUCUGGAUCAGAUGGAUCCUGACAGUGAUAAGGAGAUCUCGGAGCAUGUUUUGCGUAUGCAUCGCUACAGAGCACCGGGAGAAGCAGAGGGAACAGCAAUGCCGCUGGGAAGUACAGUGGACGUGUUCGCCACAGAAGACCCAAACAUAACAGAAGCAUCUGAGCAGGAGUUGCAGAUCUAUGAGAAAAAAGAUAAUGUCCUGCAUGGCCACAGGAAGAAAAGGUAUGCAUCUCUUCAUCUACAUUAUGAAUCUUCUUUGUUUGCUUAAAAAUGUUGUGUAACAGGAGUACGUUUCUAUGAAAAUCCUUUGAAAAGGGAGAAGAUUGUUACAAUGGAGUUCAUCAGGAAGUACAUCCACGUGGCAAAGCUGGUGAAGCCAGUGUUGACUCAGGAGGCAUCAGACUAUAUAGCAGAGGAAUAUUCUAGACUCCGGAGUCACGACCAAGUCAACAGUGACUCCGCAAGGACGAUGCCUGUGACCGCUCGAGCUCUAGAAACCAUGAUUCGAUUGUCUACAGCCCAUGCCAAAGCCCGCAUGAGUAAAACCAUUGACCUGGGAGAUGCAGAAGCUGCACUUGAACUCAUGCAGUUUGCGUAUUUCAAAAAGAUUCUGGAAAAGGUCAAAAAGAGGAAGGUACCAGAGGACUCUGAGAUCGACGUCUCUCAGAGCCAAGAGACUGAUAGUCAGAGGAGCCUCAGGAAGCGCUCUCGCAUCUCCAAAGAUGGCGAUGAUGUAGAAAUGACCCAAGACGGAGAGGAAGAGGAUCCUUAUGAUUUCACUGAAGAUGAAAAUACUCAGCCGAGUCAGAAGAGCAGGCCGGCGUCUCCGAGGAAGAAAACAGACAUCAGUCAGGACAGAUUGAAGAUCUUCAAGACAGCUCUACUGAAUGCCUUUAAGGUGACCUACUCUCAAUCUGUGGCAGUUCCUGAUCUCCUGACUCACAUUAACAAAGGCCAGGAUGAGGAGUUUCACCAGAACGAGAUUAACCUACUGCUGGAGCGCAUGCAGGAUGACAACCAGGUCAUGGUCUCAGAGGAUGUGGUGUUUCUCAUCUGAAUGGGGCAAAUGCAUUGUUUGCAAGUUCAGAAAUUUAGAUCACAAUUUAUAACAUCCCAGCACUCUCUUACAAAUGAUGGAAAAAAAAAAAAUCACUAAUAAACA
Danio aesculapii is the source of this 2610-nucleotide messenger RNA. RefSeq names its product MCM3 minichromosome maintenance deficient 3 (S. cerevisiae), like (gene mcm3l). Gene Ontology annotation, cellular component: MCM complex; nucleus. NCBI's taxonomy places the organism in Eukaryota, Metazoa, Chordata, Actinopteri, Cypriniformes, Danionidae. Gene Ontology annotation, molecular function: single-stranded DNA binding; ATP binding; single-stranded DNA helicase activity. The transcript is spliced from 16 exons. Gene Ontology annotation, biological process: double-strand break repair via break-induced replication; mitotic DNA replication initiation; DNA replication. The record is from RefSeq and is a predicted model, not a curated record.